Racocetra persica is the source of this 1281-nucleotide messenger RNA. NCBI's taxonomy places the organism in Eukaryota, Fungi, Glomeromycota, Glomeromycetes, Diversisporales, Gigasporaceae. The record is from the annotation of a GenBank genome assembly.
GAUGAUACCGAUCUUAAUACACUCAAUAUUAAAGAAGGGACUACAAUUAUGAUGAUGGGAACGCCUGGAGAAUUACCCAAAGAACCGGUUGAAAAGACACGAUUCGUAGAAGAUAUGACAGAUAGGCAACUGGCAGAAACUCCUGUAAAUCCGAAUUUCAAAUUUUCAUUCUUACCGGAAUCAACCCCUGAGGCGUUAUGUGAAACUACUAGAAAUACUAGUAAUCGUGCCUUCCCUUGGUGUCACCCAAACGCAGUUGAAUUGUCACAGACGGCAUCUUUGCGUGAUCUUUACAAACAAUUGAAUCAAACCACAGAAAGCUGUGUACCGUUUGCUUUCGUGCAGGCGCUCAGAAGUGCCUUUCCUCAAUUUGAUCAACGUAACGUUAAUGGUUACUUGCAACAAGAUGCUGAAGAAUGUUGGACUCAAAUUGUUACUAGUUUGAAUAAUGCAAAUAUUCCGGUAUCUGGACUGCAAGACAGCUCAGCUGCAUCAGAAGAGUCAUCAUUAGAUGGGUCUUUCGUUAAACAGUAUAUGACGGGAAAAUUUACUGAGAUUUUAAAGUGUGUUGACGCACCAGACGAACCGACAACUACCAAUAAUUCGACUUUCACGAAGUUGAGCUGUAUUACUUCAGAGAAAGACAUAAGUUAUAUGCAAAAUGGCAUAUUAAUGGCAUUAGAUGAGAAAAUUGAAAAAGAUUCACCUAGCUUAGGUCAUAUUGCCAAUUACACUAGAACUUCGCGAAUUAGUCGCCUACCUUCGUACCUUACGGUUGGAUUUGUACGAUUCUUUUGGAAGAAUAAUCGUCAAAUUAAAACCAAGAUUACACGUAGAGUCCAAUUUCCUUUUGAUUACGACGCAUAUGAAUUAUGCACAGAUGAAUUAAAGCAAAAGAUUGGACCAUUGAGAUCAUAUAUUCUUGAGCACGAAAAAGAAAAGGAUGUGGCUAAGCGUAAAGCAAAGCUCUCAAAGAAUUCAGGUGAAAAGGAAACGGCUGAAUCUAAAAACGACAGUAAAACUAACGAAAUUAAUGAUGAGAUCAACAAAUUGACUGAUCCAGAGUUGGCAAAGGAUAUUGGUGCUAACACGUCAGGACUAUAUGAGCUUUGUGCUGUGCUUACUCACAUUGGACGGUCAGCAGAUUCUGGACAUUACAUUGGUUGGGCGCGUAAGCAUGACUCAGCUGAGGACUGGGUCAAAUACGAUGAUGAUAAAGUCUCAAUCGUGCCACAAACAGAGAUUCAGAAACUUGACGGUAGCGGUGGUAGUGCGUAUUGA